AUGCGGCCAUGGACUGGUUCCUGGCGUUGGAUCAUGCUCAUUCUUUUUGCCUGGGGGACCUUGCUGUUUUAUAUAGGUGGUCACUUGGUACGAGAUAAUGACCACCCUGAUCACUCUAGCCGAGAACUGUCCAAGAUUUUGGCAAAGCUUGAACGCUUAAAACAGCAAAAUGAAGACUUGAGGCGAAUGGCUGAAUCUCUCCGAAUACCAGAAGGCCCCAUCGAUCAGGGGCCAGCUUCAGGAAGGAUUCGUGCUUUAGAAGAGCAGCUUGUGAAGGCCAAAGAACAGAUUGAAAAUUAUAAGAAACAAACUAGGAAUGGUUUGGGGAAGGAUCAUGAAAUCCUAAGAAGGAGGAUUGAAAAUGGAGCUAAAGAGCUUUGGUUUUUUUUACAAAGUGAGUUGAAGAAAUUAAAGAAUUUAGAAGGAAAUGAACUCCAAAGACAUGCAGAUGAAUUUCUGUCAGAUUUGGGACAUCAUGAAAGGUCUAUAAUGACGGAUUUAUACUACCUCAGUCAAACAGAUGGAGCAGGUGAUUGGCGGGAAAAAGAGGCCAAAGAUCUGACGGAGCUGGUGCAGCGGAGAAUCACGUAUCUUCAGAAUCCCAAGGACUGCAGCCAAGCCAAGAAGCUGGUGUGUAACAUCAACAAAGGCUGUGGCUAUGGCUGUCAGCUCCAUCACGUGGUCUACUGCUUUAUGAUUGCAUAUGGCACCCAGCGAACACUCAUCUUGGAGUCUCACAAUUGGCGCUAUGCUACUGGAGGAUGGGAAACUGUGUUUAGACCUGUAAGUGAGACCUGCACAGACAGAUCUGGUGUCUCCACUGGACACUGGUCAGGUGAGAUAAAGGACAAAAAUGUGCAGGUAGUCGAGCUCCCCAUCGUGGACAGUCUUCAUCCUCGUCCUCCAUAUCUACCCCUGGCUGUACCAGAAGACCUUGCAGACCGACUUGUACGAGUCCAUGGUGACCCUGCAGUGUGGUGGGUGUCCCAGUUUGUCAAAUACUUGAUCCGCCCACAGCCUUGGCUAGAAAAGGAAAUAGAAGAGGCCACCAAGAAGCUAGGCUUCAAACAUCCAGUUAUUGGAGUCCAUGUUAGACGCACAGACAAAGUGGGAACAGAAGCAGCCUUCCAUCCCAUUGAGGAAUACAUGGUGCAUGUUGAAGAACAUUUUCAGCUUCUUGCUCGCAGAAUGAAAGUGGAUAAAAAAAGAGUUUAUUUGGCCACAGAUGACCCUUCUUUAUUAAAGGAGGCAAAAACAAAGUACCCCAAUUAUGAAUUUAUUAGUGAUAACUCUAUCUCUUGGUCAGCUGGACUACACAAUCGAUACACAGAAAAUUCACUUCGAGGUGUGAUCCUGGAUAUACACUUUCUCUCCCAGGCAGACUUCCUGGUGUGUACGUUUUCAUCCCAGGUCUGUCGAGUUGCUUAUGAGAUCAUGCAGACACUGCAUCCCGAUGCCUCUGCAAACUUCCAUUCUUUGGAUGACAUCUACUAUUUUGGAGGCCAAAAUGCCCACAACCAGAUUGCCAUUUAUCCUCACGAACCUCGAACUGCAGAUGAAAUCCCCAUGGAACCUGGAGAUAUCAUUGGUGUGGCUGGAAAUCAUUGGGAUGGCUAUUCUAAAGGUGUCAACAGAAAACUGGGAAGGACGGGCCUGUAUCCCUCCUACAAAGUUCGAGAGAAGAUAGAAACGGUCAAGUACCCCACAUACCCUGAGGCUGAGAAAUAAAGCUUAGAUGGACCAGAAAGACCACCAAACUCAGUUCAAACCAUUUGAGCCAAACAGUAGAUGAAGAAGGCCCCAACCUAACAGCCCGUGGUUAAAACGAGUCAACAUCUUCAGCAUCAGGAGCAGCUGGGAUCUGCCAGAUGCUUCAUUGGUGGAAUUCCUCUUUAACAAGGGCUGCAGUGCCCUUAAACCCAUGCACAGUCCAAUAAUGUACUCAUGUAUAACAUGCAAACAGAUUGUUUUCUACGUUACCCCUUCUUUCAAGACUAUGUCCCCAUGAAACAAACACUGCCACAUUGUGUAAUUUAAGUGACACAGACAUUUUGUGUGAGACUUCAAACAUGGUGCCUAUGCCUGAGAGACCUAUGUGACCAAAUGAGAUGACUUGAAUAGUUCCCUCUUGUGGGGAGCUUGAUCCUUAGCCAGUGGUGGUAUUGUAACCACUGAAUUCACUCCAGUCAACAGAUUCAGAAUGAGAAUGGAUGUUUUUGUCUGGAAUUUUUUUUUUUUUUUAAGUAAUUGCACCGGUUCAUCCACCUCAUCAUUAAUAAGUGAAGGAUACAACAGAAAAUAAAAUAUUCACACUCCAUUAGGAACUUUUGUAAAACAAUGCCAUGAACAGAUUCUUUAGUACUCAAUGUUUCUGGACAUUCUCUUUGAUAACAAAAAAUAAAUUUUAA
Messenger RNA from Budorcas taxicolor (takin), 2408 nucleotides. RefSeq names its product fucosyltransferase 8 (gene FUT8). Lineage: Eukaryota; Metazoa; Chordata; Mammalia; Artiodactyla; Bovidae. The transcript is spliced from 9 exons. Gene Ontology annotation, molecular function: protein binding; glycoprotein 6-alpha-L-fucosyltransferase activity. The record is from RefSeq and is a predicted model, not a curated record. Bases 1 to 1728 code for a protein of 575 amino acids. Gene Ontology annotation, biological process: protein N-linked glycosylation. Gene Ontology annotation, cellular component: Golgi cisterna membrane.